UUCAGUAGUAGAGAGUCGCGCGGGCAGGCAACACGUGCGCAGCCUCCGACGACCGCUGAGUCAUCCGGCGCGGACGCGGUAAUACCUGUGACGAGCCGGACAACGGCUCGGGGACUUACGCCACAAGACAACUCCGAACCGGCGGCGUUGACGCAACGCGCGGGAAAUAUCUGAAUUAAUUAACGCUCAGCUGAUGUUGACAGCGGCUGAGAUGGUGACCUCCGACAUACGCCGCUUCUGAGAAAACAACCGGAACUAUUAAUCUGGAUGCCUGCGCACAAUUCGGACAGUUUCGCGCUAAACUUUACCGUGACUCAUCUAAAAUGUCGAAAGUUAAGUUGAAGUUAUUCUUCAAGGUUUAAGUUUAAAACAAGAAAGGAAUUUUACAAAUAGACUCUAUUCUAGAAUGCAUAAAUAGACGUUUAUAUGUGUGCUAAUCGUUUAUUUAUUAACGUUGUUGUUGUGAAUGAAUGAUCAGUAUUAGUUUGUAAGUUGAACUUGCAACAUCAAAAACUUUUAAUAUAAGACAAUUGUUAAUUAAUAUUGAUGAGACUGAAUCAAAUAAGUAUCCAAAGAUCUCAAUAAAAUAAGUACUUAAAUUAAAAUAUUGAACAAAUAAGUCAAAGACUAAUAGAAUAGUUUUGGAAGAGUGCCAAGAAAAAAAAAUUCAAAUUGGGACUGAAUAGUUUUCGAACCAGACUACAGUGUAUCUCUAGGACUAUAUAGUGAGUGGUAUCUGAGUGAAGCUCGUGUGAUGUUGUGACCAUGCAUCUGCCGUACGAGUCGCGGGGGCGGCGCCGGCGCGAGAUGGAGCUGGAGCCCUGGUGGAUGCAGAACAUCAUCGAGGAGACCAGAGCGGAGCACCCGGACCUAGUACCAACCGGCAGUCCGGACUACAUGUGUUCGAUGCUGCCUCAACACUGGCGGUCAAACAAGACUUUGCCAGGCGGGUUCAAGGUGGUAGCCCUAGGAGAGGUGGGCGACGGUACCACAGUCACCGUAAUGGCCGGCAACGACGAAAACUGCUGCGCUGAGCUGAGGAACAACUCGGCCGUGAUGAAGAAUAGGGUUGCCAAGUUCAACGAUUUGAGGUUCGUCGGCAGAAGUGGGAGAGGCAAGAGUUUUUCAUUGACGAUAACAAUACUGACGAACCCACCCCAAGUAGCAACAUACCAAAAAGCCAUUAAGGUCACCGUGGACGGACCCCGGGAACCACGAUCCAAAACUAGUACAAAUGUGACCCACUCCCUCCGAAGUUUCGGCUGCCAUCGGACGCUGAUGAUCGACUCGGCCCUGCGAGGCAUGGAGUACAAGAGUCCCCCAGAGAGGAGCAUACGAGCCAUGUCGCACGACGAGAGGGAAUACAAAACCAACGCUAACCUGCCUACUGGUGAGAGUAGCGGCAACAUCCUAGGUGCCAGCGAGUGGAACACAGGCUACCCAUCCACCCCCACGGUGUACCCAGCAGCGUAUGGGUCCCUACAGCCGUCCUAUUACAAACCUGAACCUACGAUACACAUACCUUCAGUGAUACCAGAAAUCCCUCUAGGGCAUGCGGACUACGGGGGCUUCCAGACAUCACCAGCGGCCUUCAAAGGCAGUCCGAGCAGCACCGGCGCUUCGCUGACAGACCUCAACACCCCAGCGCCUAUGACGCCGCAGCGCUACGAUCCCAGCUACUACAAUAGCUGGUCAAACACCUACAACUACAAUAAUUACCAGUACAACAACUUAAAUAAUAACCCAUCUUGCCUCCAAUCCCACGCUCCUUAUAUCAACCCUAAUACACAGAUGAUUCUACCAAACCUCUAUUCCACAGUCAACCAAAACCAAAUACAUGUGCACCUCCACAGCUCAGGCGAUAAACAUAACCUAGAGCAGUACAUACCGAGUGAGAUUAAAAUUAGCGAUAUCGAUGGCGGAAUAUCGAUAACUACAGAGUUACAAGGCAGUGGGGAAGGAGCAGGCCUAGUGCAAACUUGCGAGUCAGGAGAAGAAGGCAAGCACGGCCUCUACGGAGCUGGUAACCAGGAAGUGUGGCGGCCCUAUUGACAGUACGCUAACCCUUACGAAGACAAUCAACAUUCCAUUGUACAUAUUGUGAUAUAGUUACGUCAUAGGUAUAAAGAUUUGUAUAGAAAUAUUAAUGUUAAACAUUAAUUAUCUACGUAGCCGUUAAUUGUUAAUAAUGCGUUAAUUAAAUUUAAAUUUGAGAAAUUAAAUUAAUUCACAAUU
This is a messenger RNA of Plodia interpunctella (Indianmeal moth), 2235 nucleotides long. RefSeq names its product runt-related transcription factor 3-like. Bases 766 to 2052 code for a protein of 428 amino acids. Gene Ontology annotation, molecular function: DNA-binding transcription factor activity, RNA polymerase II-specific; ATP binding; RNA polymerase II cis-regulatory region sequence-specific DNA binding. The transcript has 6 exons. Gene Ontology annotation, cellular component: nucleus. NCBI's taxonomy places the organism in Eukaryota, Metazoa, Arthropoda, Insecta, Lepidoptera, Pyralidae. Gene Ontology annotation, biological process: regulation of DNA-templated transcription. The record is from RefSeq and is a predicted model, not a curated record.